GACCAAUAGGAGGCGGGGAGCCAACCUGUGACAGUUGAUACUCGACGGUCAGCAGCAACGACUUUAAUCAAACAGAAGAUUUCAUAACUUUCUUUGAUUUAAAGGGAAGAUAUUGAUUAAAAUAAUAACAUCUUUUCAUGUAAGAAUUUGCUGAACGACCUGAUACCGUUAUUUUCCUGUCGACUUCUCAACCAUGGAUGCCGAGGGCCCCCAGGCCCUAUAUGACCUCUGCUUGGCUCAGGUGUGCCACAGCCUGCACGCUCUGUGCAGCAGGCGAGCGGACAGCUCCAUGUGCCUCAGCUGGGCCCCACUCUUCCCACAGGAGAUGGCUGACCAGCUGCUGCGUAAGAUGGCAACCAAAGGGAUACUGAAUGACACAACUGUUGGGAUUUUCCGAAACUCCAAAGAGCUCCGCCUGCGCCGAGCCUCCAUCCGCUGCUGUCCUGUGUCUGCAGAAGCCUUUCGCUUGGCCCUCUGCCCUCACCGGCUCCAGGAACUAGAUGCCUCCUGUGUCUCGGGGGGCCUCACAGGGGCUAACAUCGUCUCAAGCCUGGCCUCCAACCCGGAGUGCAGAUCCAGCCUGCAGAGGUUAUCCCUCAAUGGGCUACAUCUGGACUGGGAGUCUCUGGGGGAGGAUGGAGGGACCCGUGUUGGCUUCAGCUCCCUGCAGGGCUUGAGGACGCUCAACCUUGCCAACACAGACCUGACUGAUGCUGUCCUUGAGGAUAUCUGCACUCUCCCUCAGCUGGAGAGCCUGGAUAUCUCCUGCAGUGCCGUCUCAAAGCUUACUGCACUGCUUGAUUGCAAGAACACCCUGAGAUCUCUCAUCACCCACCGGCUGCGGCAGCUGGAUAUGUCACCUACCAGGUUGCUCUUUGUCCUCAGCCAGCUUCACACUCUCAGGCAUCUAGACUUUUCAGAUGACCAUUUUACUGUGGACGACAGCGACGGGAGAGAUGGGGAUGAGACAGUGCGGCAGCUUCUGGAGGGGAGUCCCCAGGUCCUCCCUUCCCUUGUUUCUCUAGAUAUCUCUGGACGGAAGAGAAUCACUGAAGCAGCAGUCAGAGCGUUUGUGGAGGCCAGGAGUGGACUGGUUUUCUUGGGCCUGCUGGCCACUGGGGCUAGCUCCUGUGAUCUCCUGUCUUCACAGAAAAAUCUAAAAGUAACUGGAGAGGCUAAUGAGAACCAGGUGUGCGAGGCCCUGAGAAGGUACAGAGACCGUGAGUGUUUCAUACGAGAGGCCCUCGUCCAUCUCUACAAUCUAAUCACUGACAUUGACAAACCACGACCAGAUAUGCUAAAGCUGUUGCUGAGUGGGAUGCAGAACCACCCAACCUCCCUGCACGUCCACCUGGUGGCCACAGCGUGUGUGUUCAACCUGACCACUCAGGACCUGGCAGAGGCCAUGCCUGUCAGCCUGCUCAGCUCCACUGUCACGCAGCUGCUGUAUGCCAUGAAGACCUUCCCCAACCACCAACAGGUGCAAAAGAACUGUCUGCUGGCGCUCUGCAGUGACUACAUCCUUCAGGAUGUCCCUUUUGACAAGUAUUUAGCAGCCACGCUGGUGAUUAACUGGCUGAGCAGCCACGAGGAUCCUACCCUUCAGAGGAUGGCUGUGGCUGUCAUCUCCAUUCUGGUGGCCAAGUUGUCCACAGAGGAGACCGCUCAGCUCGGCAGGGACGUCUUUAUUAUGAAGCAGCUGCUGGCUAUUGUGCAGCAGAAAGCCAUGGUGGGAGUGGUGGACUCCACGCUGAGAUUUGCCCUGAGUGCUCUGUGGAAUCUGACCGAUGAGAUGCCCACUGCUGCUCGCAGUUUUAUCGAGUGCCAGGGCCUGGAGCUGUACGAGGAGGUUCUGGAGUCCUACAACACUGAACCUUCCAUUCAGCAGAAAGUUCUUGGCCUCCUGAACAACAUAGCAGAGGUGGAGGCGUUACAGGCGGAUCUGAUGGAGGAGGACCUGCUGGAGCACAUCCUCAGCCUGCUACAGGAUCCCCAGGUGGAGGUGGGGGUCCGUUACUUUGCAGGGGGGAUUCUGGCACAGCUCGCUUCCAGACCGGAGGCCUGGACUCUGGACGACGAGCUCCGCAGCACCAUACUGAAGCAGCUGCAUGCAUCCAUAAUAACGUGGACCCAACUGGAGAGAGAAAUGGUCUCUUACAGGUCGUUCCGUCCAUUUUGCCCUCUGCUUCAGACGUGUCAGCCCUCAGGAGUGCAGCUGUGGGCAGUCUGGGCCAUACGGCUGGUCUGCAGUCAAAACACUUCACAUUACAGCAGCCUGCUGGAGAAGGAGGGCGUGACUGAACUUCUGAAGUCUUUGGCUGCUCACCCCGACACACACAGCGACAUUAAAGGACUAUCAGACAGCAUCUUGCGUAUGGUAGAGCAACACCAGAGUCACUCAGGGCCCUUCAACAACCACAUGGGCCCUUGAAACUCUUGACAAAAGUGAUUUAAUAUUUGCACUAUUCUGAGGUCAAAUUGCUGUUAAGUUUGAAAAUGUUUGACCUUAAUAAAGUGUUCCAAAUAAACUGAAA
Messenger RNA from Siniperca chuatsi (mandarin fish), 2534 nucleotides. Its product is annotated as protein zyg-11 homolog. The transcript is spliced from 14 exons. NCBI's taxonomy places the organism in Eukaryota, Metazoa, Chordata, Actinopteri, Centrarchiformes, Sinipercidae. Bases 194 to 2431 code for a protein of 745 amino acids. The record is from RefSeq and is a predicted model, not a curated record. Gene Ontology annotation, cellular component: Cul2-RING ubiquitin ligase complex.